This is a messenger RNA of Peniophora sp. CBMAI 1063, 2130 nucleotides long. Lineage: Eukaryota; Fungi; Basidiomycota; Agaricomycetes; Russulales; Peniophoraceae. The record is from the annotation of a GenBank genome assembly.
AUGCACCCUUCUCGCCCUCGUCGUGCAGCCGCUAUUGCAGCUUCGGACAAGGCUGCAAAGCAGUCCCAAGCAUCUAAGAAGGCGUCAAAUACCGGCAAAGGCAAGCCAGCGCUGAAAAGAGCUGCAUCAACGGCCGAGCCGGUCGUCGACGAGUCGCCUUCACCAACUACGACGAACACCGCUCUUCGCGGCAAGCGGUCGCGCACUCGCCUCGAAGCACCAGAGGAGGCGAGUCCAUCUAUUUUAUCUCAUCCCCCGAAUUCUGCAGUCCCGCGUCCGCCGAGCCCUCGCCGUACUCGGGCAAACAACCCUAUCCAUCCACUGGAUAAGUUCAAUAUGCGGAAGCGCUUUAUGACGGACAUACGCGCAGCCAAACUGGCCAGGGAGGCCGCUGAGGAGGUGGAAAGACAGCGGAAACGGGACCUAGAAGCAGCAGCCCUGCGCGAGCGAGAGUUAAAAGUCGCUGCAGGCCAACAGGCGAUUCAGCAGCUCUUUGCUCGGCACGCAAUGGCUACUGAGGCUGAAGAGCUGGACAUGCUCUGGAGACCGGAGUUUGCUGACAGAACAGCUCAGGACAACAUGACUGCGACGGACAAGGUCGCCGAAGCAGACGGCGAACUUGAUGAACGGGCGUCUAUCGGCGCACCCACGCACGGACCGCCUGCCAAAGUUGAUAAGGCAGAUGCUGAUAAAGCCCGUCGCAAGCGCGAGAAGGAGAAGCGCGACGCGCUCAAGAAGACUGCCCGGGAUGCCGUCGAUGCAACCGGGCUUCAGGAAGUUGUGAUCAACGAGCCUACUGCACUUGGAGACGACGAUAUGCCGCUCACUCCAGUUGGAGACACCAUGGACGUGGAUGUUGAUCAAGUUGAUGGACGCGACGAGCGCGCCAGUCACUGUGACGGAGCGGCACGCGCGGCGGAACCCGACGCGACACCCAAGCCUAAGAAGUUAUCGCGCAAGAAACACAACGGCCCCACAGCUUCUCAAGAGCCUGCCGACAAGACCGCUCUCCUCGACGAUUGGCGUCAGUCGGUCGCCGACAUCGCGGUAUCCCAGGCCACCCUCGAUGCCGAAGCUACAGCAGCGAGAUCAUCUUCGACCAAGAAGGGCAAGAAGAAGAAGGCUGCUGUGCGCGAAGAAGGGCUCGGUGAUGCUGAUGUUGAGACAUCGAAGAGGGAUGUCACCGCGGCGAAGAAACUGAAGUCGACAGUUGCUCUUGCCGAUUCCGCUGAGGUUCCUGAGGCCAAACCGCGCCCGCGCCGUACGCAUGCAAUUCCACCCGAGAAGUCCAGGUCGGCUGAAGCGUGCCUCCCACCGGUGCUUCUCAACGACAAUCUCUUCAAUGGCCGCAUUGUACCCGCCCUCAUCGAAGAAGUUGGCUCGCGCUUCGGAGAGGAAAUUUGGGAUGUCCAGGAAGGCCUUGCUGACAUCUUGAAUGAACUCUGCUCGCGCUACGUUCCCAACAACGAUUGGAAUAUUCGUUCCGACCCAUCGGACAAGAUCUAUACGUUUGCUAAGACUAAGGUCGAGUACUGGCGUGUCGCGGCUCUGAAGAGUAUCAAGCGAAUGGUCAAUGCCGUCAUGAUACGGCUUCCCGACGACAACACGCGCAAGGAAGUCGUUCGGCGAGCUAUAUCGCCCGGAGGCGAGGCAUUCUAUGCCCACCCAGACGAAACUCUGGCUAAUGCGCGUGGUCUUUUCCAGUCUUCGUACAUGCUGAAGGGCCUCGCGAUGCAUCUGGAUUCCGUUGAAGGCUCUGAACGUCGUCGUGAUCGGCCGCUCGGUGCACUCUGCCUGACAUAUGUGCAGGUCCUCUCUGCAUUUGAUUCCUGGCGAACGGGCGUGGACCGGGACACGACGAAGACGUGGACCGAACUCAAGGUGAAGGGGCUUCUCAAGAAAGCCUGGACAGAGAAUAUCGAGCGAUAUACUCGUCACCCGAAGGAGUUUGACGUGAUCCUCGCGGCGGCGCACCUGUAUCGCCAGGAGCACGGCAAGAAGCACAAGGCUCGUGCGACGACGUCGCAUGGUGUUCAACAGUUUAUCACCCGUCUUGCACCUCCUAGUAGUGAUAUCGACCCAUCUGACGGCUCUCGUUCGUCUAGCUCUGACGAGGACUCGUCUGAGUAG